GCGCAGUGUGACUUGGUGCAUAACAGAACUAUUCUCAUUGCUUUCACGGAGCUAUGAGAACAAGAUCUCUCUAUCCAUUGGCACCAAACUUCUUCCUCCUACAAGUGAAUUUGGAAUAGCUUAUUUUGUUUUUGGAUACUAUGGAUCCCUUUAAAGGACAAGGAGGCAUUCAGAUGCUGCUAACUGCUGAACAAGAAGCCCAACACAUUGUUUCUAAUGCAAGAAAUUUGAGGACUCAAAGGUUGAAGCAGGCAAAAGAAGAGGCAGAGAGGGAGGCAGCUCAAUACAGAACUCAUAUGGAAGAAGAAUAUCAAAAGUCAAUUUCAGAGAAUACUGGGAGCUCUGGAUCUAAUGUAAAAAGGCUUGAUCAAGAGACAGAGGCCAAGAUUAGAAAUUUAAAGAAAUCAGCAUCAAAGGUCAACACAGAAGUUGUUGACAUGCUACUCAAGUAUAUUACAAACAUCAAAACAUAAUGGCCUACGUAAUUGAUGAAGAUUGCAGCAUAAGGAGUCAUCACCAACAAUAAAAUAGGCAAAGUUAGAAGAAUGGUCUAAAGACUAAUCGAUAUCACUCUAGUGGCAUUGCAUAAAGACUUAGCUGCAAAACUAUUGCCUUCAACAAUUGUCAUUUGUCCCGAAGUGAACAAAAGCCUUUUUUUCUCUUCUCGUAUUUAAUAUAACUAUAUGCUUAAUAAUACUAUUUAUAUUAUUCAGAAUGCUUAAGAAAAUACAGACUCUUUCUUCUUCCCAUCAAAGAGGAAGUCAUCUGGA
This is a messenger RNA of Lotus japonicus, 770 nucleotides long. RefSeq names its product V-type proton ATPase subunit G-like. Lineage: Eukaryota; Viridiplantae; Streptophyta; Magnoliopsida; Fabales; Fabaceae. Gene Ontology annotation, cellular component: vacuolar proton-transporting V-type ATPase complex. The coding region runs from base 141 to 473 and encodes 110 amino acids. Gene Ontology annotation, molecular function: proton-transporting ATPase activity, rotational mechanism. The record is from RefSeq and is a predicted model, not a curated record. The transcript has 5 exons. Gene Ontology annotation, biological process: proton transmembrane transport.